GACAGCUGAUUCGGCUCGAGACUCGAGGUGUGUGGGACAUGCGGUGUUUACAAAAGCCACAAACUCGAUCGUCGCGUAAUACUUUUUGAGACAGAAAAAUUUUCUAAAAUGUUUCAGUUUAUUCAAAAAAGUGCCGGAAAUAUUUUAGGAAUAAGAGCUUCGUCGGCGGUAGCAUUAAAUCAUUUCCGUGCAGUGGCUCAGCAACCAUCACUGAAUGCUACUGAGUUGAAUCCGUUCCGUGCUCCGCGUUCACUGUGGAUUGAAAAUUUGGACACUAUCGAGGAACAGAAAGUUGGAAUUCAAGAACUGAGCAGUGAGGUAUUUGGCGCUUCUCCCCGGAUCGACAUUGUACAUCAGAAUAUUGAAUGGCAGCGCAAAUAUCGAUUUGUAAGUUUCGCUCACGCGAAGACGCGCAAUGAGGUUCGUGGAGGUGGUCGGAAGCCGUGGCCGCAGAAGGGAUUAGGUAGGGCUCGUCACGGAUCCAUUCGAUCACCGUUAUGGCGCGGUGGUGGAGUUGCCCAUGGACCGCGAUCCCCAACAACGCAUUUCUACAUGUUGCCAUUCUUCAAUCGAGUGUUGGGACUAGUCUCAACGUUAUCCAUCAAACUGGCCCAGGACGAUUUGCACAUAGUAAAGGAUCUGCAAAUUCCAACGGAGGAUCCCCAAUAUUUGCGAGAUUUGGUCCAGGAAAGAGCUUGGGGUCCCUCGGUGCUGUUCAUCGAUAGCUGUGAUAUCAUGCCACAAAAUAUUGCUUUGGGAGCAGAGGCGAUUGGCCACAUCAACUUGAUGCCGGUCUAUGGGCUGAACGUCUACUCAAUGUUGAAGCACGACACUUUGGUUUUGACGAAAAGUGCAGCGGAGGAAAUCGAUUCGAAACUCGCAGAACACCUCCAUCGAACCGACGCCAGGUCAUUGAUGACCAAGUUUAAAGUAGAUCGAUAAUUGAUUCGAAAUAAAGCUGCUAGAUCAA
Messenger RNA from Armigeres subalbatus, 970 nucleotides. It is a transcript of the gene mRpL4, whose product is annotated as large ribosomal subunit protein uL4m. Gene Ontology annotation, cellular component: ribosome. Gene Ontology annotation, biological process: translation. The coding region runs from base 109 to 942 and encodes 277 amino acids. The transcript has a single exon. The record is from RefSeq and is a predicted model, not a curated record. NCBI's taxonomy places the organism in Eukaryota, Metazoa, Arthropoda, Insecta, Diptera, Culicidae. Gene Ontology annotation, molecular function: structural constituent of ribosome.